Molecule: messenger RNA, 2406 nt
Organism: Sceloporus undulatus (fence lizard)
Lineage: Eukaryota; Metazoa; Chordata; Lepidosauria; Squamata; Phrynosomatidae
Product: zinc finger protein 501-like
Exons: 5
Coding region: 494-1798 (434 amino acids)
Biological process (GO): regulation of transcription by RNA polymerase II
Cellular component (GO): nucleus
Molecular function (GO): RNA polymerase II transcription regulatory region sequence-specific DNA binding; DNA-binding transcription factor activity, RNA polymerase II-specific
Source: RefSeq, a predicted model, not a curated record
UCAACUGCUUUAAAGGAUAUAAUAUUAAUGUCAAACACUUUCCCCUUCCUUUUCUGGGGUCUGUGGACGCAACUGGAUAUUUUUUGUCCCUUCCCCAAGUCUGGGAGGGGUGGGAUGUCAUAAUUCCCAAAGAGGUGGAUGUGGCUGAAUUGGAAAGAACAAUGAACUGAUAGAUCAUGAGGCAGCUUGAUGAAUUUUUUCUUGCAAGGAGGACACUGGAAUUUUAGACGGAGCUGAAAGGAGACAUACUCUGGCUGAAAGGCAACAGAAAAUCCCUUCUUGCCCACACGUCCAUGGAUACAACAAUGUUGACAGUAAGUGACGACUGCAGGGGCCCAUCUUGGAGCUUGACAGUUGCUGAGAGGAAGUUGCUACAGACUUGCAGGAUCUUGGCCCUUGUCUUUUUAGUAGCCAAGGUGGUGGGAUUGCGAACGAGAUCAAGCUGGAACGUUUUCCUCAUAAAGUCUCAGUGACAAAAGAAGAGCAGGAGAUCAUGCCAGGCUCACAUGAAGAGAAUAUUUCCUUCCCUAUAAAAGAAGUGUAUGAGAGUGUUGGUCUUGUGAAAGAGUCCAAGGUGGAACAGCCUCAGCAGACGAUUCCUGUGUCAGACAAAGAGCAGGAGGUCAUUCCAGAAAGAUACCAAGAGGAUAAGACUUCAUUUUCAACAGACACAGGAGCAUCUAGCUUUCCAACUCUGGGAAGCACACAACCAAAUUUCAACUGGAAUGGAAAUUUUCCUUCUCAUCCGAGAAUUCACUCCGGGGAGAAACCAUAUCAGUGUUCAGACUGUGGAAAGAGCUUUUCUUUCAGGUCCCAUUUUGCUUCCCAUCAGAGAACACACACAGGGGAAACGCCGUAUAAAUGUUUGGAUUGUGGAAGGGGCUUCAAGCGGCGUGACACCCUUACUUUGCAUCAAAGAAUUCACACUGGAGAAAAACCUUAUAAAUGCUUAGAAUGUGGCAUGAACUUCAUUAGGAAGACAACGUUUAAUUUGCAUCAGACAGUACACACAGGGGAGAAACUGUAUAAAUGUUUGGACUGUGGCAAGAGUUUCAGCCGGCAUUACACCCUAACGUUGCAUCAAAGAACCCACACAGGGGAGAAGCCGUAUAAAUGCUUGGAGUGUGGGAAAAGCUUCCGACAGAGUGAUUCCCUUUCUUUGCAUCAAACAACUCAUACUGGAGAGACACCAUACAAAUGUAUGAAAUGUGGAAAGAGCUUCAGCUGCAACAGAACCCUCGUUGGACAUCAAAUAAUUCACACAGUGGGAAAACAGCAUAAAUGCUCUGAGUGUGGGAAAAGUUUUCUCCAUAGCAAAAGCCUGAUUUUGCAUGAAAAGAAGCACACCGGAGAAAAACCAUAUAAGUGUUUAGAGUGUGGUAAGGGUUUUUUUGACAAUGGCACCCUUACGUCGCAUCAGAGAAGUCACACAGGAGAGAAGCCUUAUAAAUGCUCAGAGUGUGGAAUGACAUUUCCUUACACUGGAUCCCUAGCUUUACAUCGGAGGAUUCACACAGGAGAAAAACCGUAUCAGUGCUCAGAGUGCGGGAAGAGUUUUUCCCAGCAUGGAUCUCUCAUUUCACAUCAAAGAAUCCACACUGGAGAGAAGCCUUAUAAAUGUUCCGAGUGUGGAAAGAGCUUCAGGGACUGUACAUACCUGGCUUCUCAUCUUAAAAUACAUACAGGGGAGAAACCGUAUAAAUGUUUGGAGUGUGGAAAGGGUUUCAUUGAGAGUCGUUACCUUAUAAGACAUCAAAAAAUUCAUAUGAAAGAGGAGCGCUAUACAUGCUCACCUUGAGAAGCAAACUAUGAAUCGUAGGGUUGGAAGAGACCACAAGGGCCAUCUAGUCUAACCCCCCUGCCAUGCAGGAAAUCCCAAUCAAAGCAUAUCCAACAGAUGACCAUCCAACCUCUGCUUAAAGACCUCCAGAGGAGGAGACUCCACUACACACUUGCUUUUAUACCUUCAUUUCUCAGUACAUUCUCUUUUUCAAAAAUCUGCUAAAGGAGAUUUUGAUAAAGGCUUCAAAUACAAAGAAGAUUAUGGUGGAAAAAUCAGAAUUUUCUUCACUGAAGUUACUUAAGAACUUUCCACAGAAAGGUUCCAGAUGACAUAAAUGCUGAAUGCAAGGGGCAACUUUCCAUUUAAAAAAAUAUUUUGAUCUCCCUGCAUCCCUAACUCCAAUAAGAGCAACAGCUGGGUGCAGCUCAAGUACCUUCACUGUGGAGGGAUCAGGAAGAAGGCCUGUUUUUGUGGCAGUGAUAUGUUUAAGCCACAGUUCACAUAUUUAAACCUAACCCAUGACAAUAUGUCAGACUCUGUCCCUUGUCAAUGUGCUAAAAGGAAUAAAAAAUAGGAGGGUUGAGGGGGCGGGGAGAGGUUUUAAAUAAAGAAACUGGAGUGUU